AGGAGGGGGAGGCUGAGACAUCGUGGCGAGGAUUUAACCUGUUGCUUCACAUUCGUUGGUCUGUAGACUUCGCGAGGCCCUCGACAUACUCCGGUCUCAGCAGGUGCACACAAAAGCAGGACUUCUCCAACACAACCUCUCCACCACCACCGCCGUCGCCCGCCCCUCCGAUGAUGUAUUCACGCCCAUCCUCCUCCAGCUCAUGCUCAUAUUCCUGGCAUCGCCGCCCACCGCCCACGCCAAACGGUUCGACUGCCAGAUGUUCUGCCGCACGACCGGCUUCAGCGGGAUGGUGGGCGGUUGCAGGUGCUCCUUCACGCUCUUCACUGCCAAGCGCGCCGUCAGAGACCACAACAGCGUGCCCGGCGAAGCAGACCCUUACUACGAGGCCGCAGAAAUGCCCGAGGGAAGCCUGACCGACCUCCUCCGCAUGGCCAGGGAGACCCACGAGACCUUCUCACGUGAGGACGCCCGUGGAGAGGGUCGCCGCCAACAGGCUCAGUCGCUCCCCCGCCCCCCAGAUGCUAAGCAAGAGGAAGGAGUUCGAGCAGGACCUUGACAACGGCGACACCAGCGACUACUUGAGGUUGCAUCCCGACACACUGCCGACAAUAUCUUUCCGCAUAAUAUACUCAGAUGUCCGCCAGGAAGUUCUCGAGAAGUGAUUGCAAGACAAAAAAUCUCUUGCUGAUUUUAAACAGGCUUAUUCCGAUACAGUCACAAAUAUUAUACUGUUAAACUACUCUACAAUGUAAUACAUAAUUAGCCAUUAUAUAGUUAAUAUAUAC
Messenger RNA from Penaeus monodon (black tiger shrimp), 788 nucleotides. RefSeq lists its product as uncharacterized. The record is from RefSeq and is a predicted model, not a curated record. NCBI's taxonomy places the organism in Eukaryota, Metazoa, Arthropoda, Malacostraca, Decapoda, Penaeidae.